AUGACAGCGUAUUUACUAAAUAAUUUAAUUGAAUUAUUAGAAAAAUUUGUUAUUGAUAAUUCUGUGUUUAGUGAACAUUGUACUUUUGAUGAUAUUAAAAAUUUGGAUCGCGUAUAUGAAUUUGCUGAACGUUGUAAUAAACCUUCUGUAUGGAGUUUAUUAGCUAAUGGUCAAACAUUUGAAGGUUUACUUAAGGAAGCUAUGAAUUCAUUUAUGAAAGCUGACAAUUAA
Messenger RNA from Rotaria sp. Silwood2, 231 nucleotides. The record is from the annotation of a GenBank genome assembly. NCBI's taxonomy places the organism in Eukaryota, Metazoa, Rotifera, Eurotatoria, Philodinida, Philodinidae.